Messenger RNA from Alternaria incomplexa, 816 nucleotides. RefSeq lists its product as uncharacterized. NCBI's taxonomy places the organism in Eukaryota, Fungi, Ascomycota, Dothideomycetes, Pleosporales, Pleosporaceae. Bases 1 to 816 code for a protein of 271 amino acids. The record is from RefSeq and is a predicted model, not a curated record. The transcript is spliced from 3 exons.
AUGGUCUACGCGGAACUCAUGGACUUCCAGAACCCAGUGUUUGACAUCCGGCUAGUAGGCAGGGACAUGGCCGCUAGUGUCACUGAGAGCCGAGAUCCUUACUACGUUGAUCCCACCAUCGUCGGUAAAGAGGCGGCACUAGAGAUUCUACAACUUCGUUACCGACGUAGCCGCUUUGACAUCCACCACGACGCUCUCAUAGAAAAGGUUCUCAAUCAAGAUGCAUGGAGGCAGGACAUCCAACCGAAACGCUGGCUCUCCACGAGUCACAUCCACUUGCCAGAGGACAUUUAUCAGGUUGAAGAGCGUAGAACUCUACUCCGUCAACGCUUCGACCUACUGCAGCAACUCACCAACACCCGAGCACGUAUCGAAGUGAUAUUCCCUAACAAAGAACGAUACUGGCAUCUCCAGAUUGGUCGUAUGCGUAAAAGAUAUCAAGAUCCACUUCCCACCGACCAGACCAUACGCCAAGCCAUGUUAGCUACCACUGAACGACUAUCAGCCUCGAAUGUUGGGACCGAUAUCGAUGCCGCUGUUCAUAACAAGAACGUUCAUAUCAUCAUGGAGGCCAUAUUCCCGAGCCUGACGGCCUUGAAGGCUCGAGGCCACCAGAUUCACUUGGACGAUAGGAUUAGCGGGUGGGCAUGGAUGGCGGGGGAGGGAAGCGCCACAUUCGCUGAUGCCUGGACUAAUCGAAGGCAGUUUCGUAAGGCGGAAGUCCGCGAGUAUAUGAGGCUGUCUCUGUAUCAGAUGUACUCUUCGGGACGUAAUCAGGAUGCUGGGGAGAAGGCGGAGAUGAGGGCGGAGGGUUAG